CUAAAUUAUUUAUAUUCAUUUCCACAGAGAUAUUUUCAUUUCCAUUUUUAACUGUCACUUGUAAAGCACUUUCUUUUUAUAGAACCCUGUGAAUCAUGGCAAAAUGUAUUAGUAUGUGAUACAUUCUGAUGGCAUGUAAUAAUCACAUAAGCAUCAGUGACUAUUUUGAUUAUCAAUUUCAGAGUUAAAAAAUAAAUGUAAUUCUGGAAGAGCAUUGAGGUUUUUGUGUUAUUUAUGGAAUCACUAUAGGUAGUCCUCACUAUUAAUAAAUUCAUUUUUGACAGGUAAUAUGCUAGGCACUGAAUGAUAACAGUGUAGUACAAAAGGAAGAUGUGUUACCUUUUAUUGUGAAUCUUUUAGAUACGAUCACUUCCCCGGUUACUGAAAUUUCUCUAACCUCAUGUAGCUGCUGCUGCCAGGAAUUGCUCUCCACUUUUGCUGCCAUCCAGUGCAGAUUACCCAACAGGUGACUAAAUGACCAUGGAAUCUGGAGCAGAGAACCAGCAGAGUGGAGAUGCAGCCGUAACGGAAGCUGAAAACCAGCAAAUGACAGUUCAAGCCCAGCCACAGAUUGCCACAUUAGCCCAGGUAUCUAUGCCAGCAGCUCACGCAACAUCAUCUGCUCCCACCGUAACUUUAGUACAGCUGCCCAAUGGGCAGACAGUUCAAGUCCAUGGAGUUAUUCAGGCGGCCCAGCCAUCAGUUAUUCAGUCUCCACAAGUCCAGACAGUUCAGUCUUCCUGUAAGGACUUAAAAAGACUUUUCUCCGGAACUCAGAUUUCAACUAUUGCAGAAAGUGAAGAUUCACAGGAGUCAGUGGAUAGUGUAACUGAUUCCCAAAAACGAAGAGAAAUUCUUUCAAGAAGGCCUUCCUACAGGAAAAUUUUGAAUGACUUAUCUUCUGAUGCACCAGGAGUGCCAAGGAUUGAAGAAGAGAAGUCUGAAGAGGAGACUUCAGCACCUGCCAUCACCACUGUGACGGUGCCGACUCCGAUUUACCAAACCAGCAGUGGACAAUAUAUUGCCAUUACCCAGGGAGGAGCAAUACAACUGGCUAACAAUGGUACGGAUGGGGUACAGGGCCUGCAAACAUUAACCAUGACCAAUGCAGCUGCUACACAGCCGGCUACCACCAUUCUGCAGUAUGCACAGACCACUGAUGGACAGCAGAUUUUAGUGCCCAGCAACCAAGUUGUUGUUCAAGCUGCCUCUGGAGAUGUACAGACAUACCAGAUUCGCACAGCACCCACAAGCACCAUUGCCCCUGGAGUUGUUAUGGCAUCCUCCCCAGCACUUCCUACACAGCCUGCAGAAGAGGCAGCACGAAAGAGGGAGGUCCGCCUCAUGAAGAACAGGGAAGCAGCACGAGAAUGUCGUAGAAAGAAGAAAGAAUAUGUGAAAUGUUUAGAAAACAGAGUGGCAGUUCUGGAAAACCAAAACAAGACACUGAUUGAGGAGCUAAAAGCACUUAAGGACCUUUACUGCCACAAAUCAGAUUAAUUUGGGAUUUAAAUUUCACCUGUUAUGGUGGAAAAAGAACUGGCUUGGCCACAACCAGAAAGACAAAAUAAACAUUUUAUUUUCUAAACAUUUCUUUUUUUCUAUGCGCAAAACUGCCUGAAAGCAACUACAGAAUUUCAUUCAUUUGUGCUUUUGCAUUAAACUGUGAAUGUUCCAACACCUGCCUCCACUUCUCCCCUCGAGAAAUUUUCAGCACCAGGAAUCAUGAAGAGACUUCUGCUUUUCAUCCCCCGCCCUCUUCAGAAAGUAAUAAUUCGUUUACUUGUAAAUUGAUGGGGGAAAUGAGGAAAAGGAAAUCUUUUUUUAAACGAUUUCAAGGUUUGUGCUGACUCCUUGAUUGCCUUAGGGACAGAAUUACCCCAGCUUCUUGAGCUGAAGUAAUGUGUGGGCCGCAUGCAUAAAGUAAGUAAGAUUCAAUGAAGAGCUUGAUUGCCAAAUUGACAUGUUUUCACAUUUCAUUGUGAAUUAUGGAAAAUUGUUAAGAGACAUACCCUCCAGGAAGGAAUUUUAGUAUGGUGUUGAAGAAAUUAAGAAUGAAUUCGGAGUGUUUUCUAUGUACAUUCUCUUCUUCAAUACUGAAAACUUGUCCUUGGUUCUUAAAAACAUUCUGUGUUGACUACAGCUCUUCUACAGGGCGGUUGUUGCUUCUUAAUUCAAUUCUGUAGGUGUUCCACAUUUUUCAGUACAUUAAAAGAAGUAACCAACUGAAUGAAAAAGCAUGGUAUUUGAAUUUUUAAAUUAAAUGGAAGUAAAUAAAAGUACAAAGCUUGUUUUAGUUAGUACUAAGUUCUUAGUAAAAAGAUGCUCCUUAGUAAACCAAUCCCUUGAGUUAUAUAACAAGGUUUUUAAAUAAAUGUUUUUCUCAUCGCCUUCAAAAAUAUUUAUAUUGUCACUCAUUUACUUAAAAGGAUAUUUCUAAUUAAACUGUUCCCAUUUGCACUUACAUUAUACCACCAACAGAAGGCCUUCAAGUUUAAAUAAAUAAAGUGACAUAUUGUUUAUAAAAUGUUAUAUGUUGUAGAAAAAUACUAAUUUUAAAUCUUUUCCAUAUUAACAUACAUACUUUAACAGAAUAUUUCUAGUGAAUUUUUUAAUGAAAGAAAUUGUAAGGAUAUGGUUCUAAAAAGUACAGUAUUAGCUGUGCACAAGGAAAAUAAUUUUUUUCAGACAUGUUUGAAUAACUGCUGUACUACAAUGUUUGGAUUGUCAUUCUUGGAAAACAUUUUUUUGUUGUUUUUGUCUAAAAAGGAUAAUUAUGCUUUAGCUUUCCAAUAUGCUAUGUAGCCUUUGUUGUUCUAUAAGCUACCUGUUUUGACUCCUGACUAUAACAGUCUGUAUUUGUAUGUAUCAUACAUUCUUUCCAGUACUCCUUUUAAUAUUAAUUACUCAUUUUACUCACUAAGCCUGGUAAAUCUAAAAGUUACCCUUCAAAAGAAAAAUAAGACUAAGGUGGAUGUAAAAAAUUGGAGACUGACAUAAUGUUGGAUAUAAUUUCUUAUUUGACAAAGUUAUUCUGUUUAAAAGAGAGUCUGAAAAAUUAAUGUUUUAUAUUUGGUCAUGGGUUAUUUUUAAAAGUUUGUUAAUUGUGUUAACAAAAUAUGCAAAUAUGCAUAUUAUUUAUUGGGUUCAUUUUGAAAAGGAAGAUUUUUAAUUAAUAUUUGUAAAUGGUUUAUUUUUGUUUAUAACAAACCAUUGUCUUUU
Messenger RNA from Diceros bicornis minor, 3222 nucleotides. RefSeq names its product cAMP responsive element binding protein 1 (gene CREB1). Gene Ontology annotation, biological process: regulation of transcription by RNA polymerase II. The transcript has 9 exons. Gene Ontology annotation, molecular function: DNA-binding transcription factor activity, RNA polymerase II-specific; cAMP response element binding; protein binding. The record is from RefSeq and is a predicted model, not a curated record. The coding region runs from base 475 to 1500 and encodes 341 amino acids. Gene Ontology annotation, cellular component: nucleus; ATF4-CREB1 transcription factor complex. NCBI's taxonomy places the organism in Eukaryota, Metazoa, Chordata, Mammalia, Perissodactyla, Rhinocerotidae.